AUGGAAAAUAAAUCAACAACUAUAAAUAUUGAAGCUAUUUCACAAGAACUUGCAAAAAAUUUAGAAAUAAAUGAAAACAAUGUAGAAACUAUUGAUGAAAUCAAGAAAAAUAUUGAAGAUAUAAAUGACAUCGAUACAAGAUCAGAAAUAGCAUCUAAAGAACUUUAUGAAGCUGCACAUCAUUUAGAUUCUUUGUAUAAUAAGAUCGAUUCUCUUGAAAGAUUCAUUAGUGUGGUCAAACAAACUGUAAAUGAUGUGACUGAUAGAGUUGAUGAGGCAGAAAAUUUUUUGACAAAUCCAAUUAAUCGUACUACUGCCAAAUCAGUCGAACCUUCACAAUUCAAUCUCCCACCAAUGAAACCAUUAAAAAUAUAUAAAACACUAGAUCAUUUUCCAGAAGCCAAUACCACUAAUGAAUUGGAAGAAGAUAAUAACGAAAAAAAAUAA
Messenger RNA from Entrophospora candida, 447 nucleotides. NCBI's taxonomy places the organism in Eukaryota, Fungi, Glomeromycota, Glomeromycetes, Entrophosporales, Entrophosporaceae. The record is from the annotation of a GenBank genome assembly.